This is a messenger RNA of Vicia villosa (hairy vetch), 1946 nucleotides long. RefSeq names its product ribonuclease III domain-containing protein RNC1, chloroplastic-like. NCBI's taxonomy places the organism in Eukaryota, Viridiplantae, Streptophyta, Magnoliopsida, Fabales, Fabaceae. Gene Ontology annotation, cellular component: nucleus. Gene Ontology annotation, molecular function: double-stranded RNA binding; ribonuclease III activity. The record is from RefSeq and is a predicted model, not a curated record. Gene Ontology annotation, biological process: rRNA processing; regulation of gene expression. Bases 149 to 1753 code for a protein of 534 amino acids. The transcript is spliced from 5 exons.
AUAAAAAACUAGUUCACGUUGUUCACGACAUUAUCACCAUGCUCGGUGGCUAGCGUAGUGCCACGCAGUCUCUCAUCCAACCGUAACAACCCAAAAACACUUUCCUCAAACAACCGUCUUAACGCUCAUCCCUCACUUCACCACCAUAAUGAACCUCUCUUCCACCUUCACACUUUCCCCAAAACCACCCUUCUCAUUUUCAUCCUCAAUCUCUCCCAACCCAAUCCAAUUCACCACCAAAACCCCAAACCCAACACCACCCCCCAAAACCCUCCACAUUACCGCAACAACCAUAAACUCACACCAACAUCUUCCCCCAAACAGUCCUCAACGCCUCCUCGAAGAACUCGAACAACACAAAACCAGAAAACCAACAUCACCGAACAAAAACACACCUUCAAGAACCUCAAUCCUAAAACCACCACAACAAAACAAAAAACGCAUCCUCAAUAGUCCUCAACUAACCCUAAACACGUUCCCAGUUCUCAGCUCAUGUCUCCCCCACGCGCCUCUCAGAAAUACCGACACCGAGUGGACGGAACUUCACUUGAUGGAAGUGAAGCAGGCUUUGGGGUAUCCGUUGGAGUCUUUUGAGGAUUUGCUUGGGGGAGAAGAUAACCCUGCGAAACAAUUUGAUACUCUGUUGUAUUUGGCGUUUCAGCAUCCCGAGUCCGGGAAGGUGAGGCACGUGAGGUGUGCGCAGUCGAGGUUGUAUUUUUUGGGGCAGUAUGUACUUGAGCUUGCUUUUGGGGAGUUUUUCUUGCAGAGGUAUCCGAGGGAGGGGCCGGGGCCGAUGAGGGAGAGGAUUUUUGGGUUGAUUGGGAAACAUAGAUUGCCUCAGUGGAUUAAAGCUGCUAGCUUGCAGAAUUUGAUAUUUCCUGGUGUUGAUAUGGAUAGGUUGGUGAGAAAAGAAAGGGAGCAUACAGUCAAGUCUGUCUUUUGGGCUUUGUUUGGGGCAAUCUAUCUAUGUUUUGGUAUGCCUGAAGUGUAUCGUGUUCUUUUUGAAGUCUUCGGAAUGGAUCCAGAUGCUGAGGAAUGCCAGCCCAGAUUGCGUAGGCAACUUGAAGACAUAGAUCAUGUAUCUGCCGAAUUUGAAGGCAAGCUAAGCUGGCAAGAUAUGGUUGCCUAUAAGCCUCCUGCAGAUGCCCUGUUUGCACAUCCACGGCUGUUCAGAGCUUGUAUUCCCCCAGGAAUGCAUCGGUUUAGAGGAAACGCAUGGGAUUAUGAUAGCAGGCCACAUGUUAUGCAAACCCUUGGAUAUCCAAUAGAAAUGACUGAUAGAAUUCCAGAAAUUACUAAAGCUAGGAAUUUAGAGCUUGGACUUGGUUUGCAGCUAUGUUUCUUGCAUCCAUCGAAUUACAAAUAUGAUCAUCCUCGAUUUUGCUACGAGAGAUUAGAAUACCUUGGUCAAAAGAUACAGGAUUUGGUGAUGGCUGAAAGAUUGUUGAUGAAGCAUUUGGAUGCUCCGGGUUCUUGGUUACAAGAGAAGCACCGCCGCAUUCUUAUGAACAGGUAUUGUGGAAGAUACUUGAGGGCAAAACAACUCCACCGUUUUAUCAUAUACCCUGAGAAGGUUCGAAUUUCGUACGAGCGCAAUCAUAGACUGAGAAACCCGGUCUCAGAUUCCGUUCAACAAGCCCUUCACGGGCUUUCAUAUGCAGUUUAUGGGAAACGUGAUGUGAGACGACUAAUGUUUGAGGUUUUUGAUGUUGAGCAAGUUCAGCCUAAAAGGAAUAUAUAUGUGAAGAGAUAAUUGUGACAAAGAUUGUUCAUGAACUCUCCUUUUUGCCAUAUCCUUCAUCGUUUUCCUUCUUCCUUUAUAUUUUUAUUUUUUACUCUCUUGAUAUAGGUGAUCAGCUUAGUUGUCAGAAUAGGUGAAAUUUAGAAUGUAGAAUACCUUGUACUUUUCUUGUUAUGAUAACCAAAAUGAAGUGAAAAUUGUUCAA